Molecule: messenger RNA, 2406 nt
Organism: Scleropages formosus (Asian bonytongue)
Lineage: Eukaryota; Metazoa; Chordata; Actinopteri; Osteoglossiformes; Osteoglossidae
Product: RING finger protein 122
Exons: 6
Coding region: 892-1638 (248 amino acids)
Biological process (GO): ubiquitin-dependent protein catabolic process
Cellular component (GO): nucleus
Molecular function (GO): ubiquitin protein ligase activity
Source: RefSeq, a predicted model, not a curated record
GAGAGCUGUGAUGCAGACGGCGGAUCACAUGAGCAGGGAUCUGUUUACAAACUGAGCAGGAGCAGCACUCAGCUCCAUGAUGAAGAACCUUGGUUGAGGAUCUGGGAAUCCAGCUGGGGCAUCGAGUGCCGCGCGGGGCUCAGCGUCGGCCCCCUUGGCUCCCAUUUUCCUCCCUCCAUAUCUUUUCGGAGCAGAAGGAGCAGAUGGCGCGUACGGGGGACGAGAGGGGGAGAAAGGCCGACUGAAUGCCCGACACGGCGUGAGGAGCGUCCCCACUGGCACGCGCGUGUUCGCCGCAGAGCCUCGUCUUUUGUUCCCUUUCUUCGGGGGGAAGCAUACGCACCUUUCUUUGUGCUUCGGGCAAGUCGGGCAGACCCGCGCGAAGGAAACGGAGACGCCAAGACCGGGGAGCAGGGAGCAGGGAGCAGCGAGCGGAGGCGCGGCAGGGUGAGGCUUGUGAAAAAUGUUUUGAAGGAAGACAAAGCAGUUACUAUAUUUGGGGCUGCUGCUGGAGGUGCUCUGCUCUGCGGGACACGGGCGUCCCGACCGUCCCCUUUCAGGCACACACGAUCUGUACAGGAGCAGGACGCUUUCUUUUCUAACGUUUCAGCGCACAUUGCCCACAAGAACUUUAAAAGUGCCAAAACACUUGCAUGUCCCUAACCGUUGGCGGGACCCAGUCCUCUUCCUCCUUCAUUCCCCAAGAAGAUAAAAAAAAAAAAAAAAAAAAAAAAAAAGGAGGGAUUUUCUUAACAGCUCUGACGUUAACCGGACCAGCCGUGAAAAUCUCGCCGUGGCAUUUUGUUUAAAUUACUCGUCGCUGUUGUUUUGUUUCCGUGCUCUGGCUCGCGUCGCUGGAUUUAAAGAAUCUCUGACUGUUUUUUUCUUUGCAUGUAUGUUUUUCUGAAACGGCGAUGCAUAUCAGAGUUGAGAGCUGCGGCACUUGAAGCGUUAACCACCGAGCGCUGGGAUUGGCCGGUCUCCCCCAUCCAUGGUGGGCAGUCCACAUACAGCCCAGAAAGCUGUCUAGCGGCCAUCGACGAGAGGCCCGGCUCAGCCUCGGCUCCUGCCCACCACCCCCCCCGAGCCCACCCAACCCCCACCCCGAAGGCGGCCGGUCUUGACGUCUUCCUGCUGAAUUUACUGUGGCUGCUCGGAUCAGGUUUCAUGCACCCGUUCCAGUGGUGUAAUGGAUGCCUUUGCGGCUUAGGAUUGCAGAGUUCGUACAAGUACUGUGAGAUGAUGUCAGAAGAUAUCUACCACCUCCCGCUCAAUGUGUAUAUCAUCGUCCUGGGCAUCGGCCUCUUCAUCUUCAUGCUGAGUAUGAUAUUCUGCUGCUACCUGUUCAGGUUAAGGCGGCAGGGAACACGUGAGCAGUAUGGCUACAAUGAGGUUGUUCUAAAGGGAGCAGGAAAAAAGUUGAGUCUUCUUGGACAGACAUGUGCAGUUUGCCUGGAGGAGUUCAGGAGCAGAGACGAGCUGGGAGUGUGUCCCUGCACACAUGCAUUUCACAAGAAGUGUCUGGUGAAGUGGCUCGAGAUCCGCAGCGUCUGCCCCAUGUGCAACAAGCCCAUCUGCAGGCUGCAGGCAGAUGCCCCGCAGGGCGCCGAGGGGCCGCAGGAUCCCCAGGAGGUGUGACCCCGGAAGAAAUGCAGUGCACAGGAGCCAAGCGUACCCCCCCAUCUCCCUUCCUAUCCCACAACUCGUAGAGUGUCCCACAGAGCCGCCUGCCCCAACACAAGCCUGAAACGGAGAUUUCGUGCUGCACAUGUUUGGCCUUACGAAUCGACACUUGGAAUUACACACUGGGACAGACACUGGGUGCAAUCGAGAGUGUUACUGCCAUUACGACCCAGGCACAUUCCACAUGGGGACAGACUCUAUAAGAGCACAAAGAAGCUACCAGCAAGGACAGGUCUCAGCUCUGGCUGAUCUUGCCCAGUGCCAAAAAGGGAAAGGAUUGCAUUAAAACAGGUGACUGGCUCAAGUAACCACUCCCAUCAAUGAAUAAAUAGAGUAUGUUAGCCUAAGUUACCUCUUUUUAGUUAUUUUGUAUUGUUACUGGGUUUCAAAUAAAGUGUAAUGUUUUGGUGGUAAAUUAUUUCCAGCUUGUUUAUUAACAGGGAUAGCUUUGUAAAAUUUAAAGAGCUAAAGACAAAUGGUGUUUGCAUAAUGUGCUAGUCACACGGGCGAGCAGAUCCUGUUUGCCAACACUGCAAUACCUUUUGCUUCAGCUUUUUUAAAUAAUGUACAAUCAUGAGCUGUCGUCGCUGAAAUAACUUAUUUAAAUAACACGUUAGACUGACAUUUUACAUCGGCCGUUAAUUCUACUUCUCUUGUGACCUGUCAGUGAUAUAAAAGAAAAAUUCUCAAUAAACAAACCACAAAGUAAUCAUAAAAACCAUG